Ruditapes philippinarum (Manila clam) is the source of this 1626-nucleotide messenger RNA. RefSeq names its product kelch-like protein 24. The transcript has 9 exons. NCBI's taxonomy places the organism in Eukaryota, Metazoa, Mollusca, Bivalvia, Venerida, Veneridae. Bases 106 to 1626 code for a protein of 506 amino acids. Gene Ontology annotation, molecular function: protein binding. The record is from RefSeq and is a predicted model, not a curated record.
GUUCGGUUAUGGACGUAGGAGUAUGUAAAACAGAUUUACCUUCCUGCAUGCAUAGUGCUGUUUAAUUCAGGAUAGCAUUAAGACUACAGGAAUGGAAAUGACAGCAUGACUUCUCUGAAACAUAGACACAUGGAAGCAUUAAAGAAUGGAGUAGAGUCGUUGCAAGAUGAUACGGCUUUGGCCGACGUGGACAUCAUCAUCAACAACAGGAUAUUUCGAUGUCACAGGUCUAUUUUGGUCGCUAUCUCACCAUAUUUCCGUGCCAUGUUUACCACGGGUAUGAAAGAAUCAACUCAAAGAAGAGUUGUUUUGCAGGAUAUUGAGGAGACACCGUUUGAGAAGUUUCGAGACUUUGUAUACACAGGCAGUAUUGACCUUUCAGAUGAUGAUGUCAUUGAAAUAUUGAGGAUUGCGGCUCUUUUCCAGGUUGACUGUCUACAAGAUCACUGUGAGGAAGCUUUACUUGAACAGCUAAAGGGAAAUAACUGCUUGGAAAUGUACCGACUGGCCUGUAUGUACAACUGUAAAAGAUUGAAGAAGAAAUCCUGGCCAGCUAUUCUAGAUGGCUUUUGUACGGUAUGGAAGAGUGAAGAUUUUACGAGCCUUAAUGUAGGGGAAAUUAUUUCAAUCAUACGAGAAGACAAUCUGGUCACGCUGGACGAAGAGCAUGUCUGUGAGGCUGCUAUGAAAUGGAUUAACGCUGAUUUAACGAAGAGAAAGAAAUACAUUUAUGAUAUAUUUAAGUAUGUUCGGUUACCUCAUGUGACGCCAGAGUAUUUGGUAAAUAAUUUGAAUAAGAUGCAAUUGCUGAUGGAGAAUCCAGAGUGUCGUAAGUUGUUAGAGGACGCGCAGCAUUAUCAUAUGUUACCGUCAAGAAGGCUGGAUUACAGCGGGGAAACAUUCAGAUACAGAAUUGACGACGAUCUUGAUGAAGUUUUACUCGUUGUGUCAAAGAAUAACGAUGACAGGGGAAUGUAUUUUGAAGGCGGAUGGUGUCUUUGGGCGUUCAGUUACAAUCAGAGUAAAUGGUUUACCCUUGCCCCUAUCAAACAAGAAGAUUCUCCUGGGGCAGAUUUUGCACUCUGUUCCCAUGGUUACGAUAUAUUCUUGUCAGGAGGAAACACUAACCCAAAAAAUCUGUUGAAGUUUGAGAGUGAAAGAAACGAAUGGAUUAUUAGUCCUGGUCAGUUGAAGAAGGGCGUUUCCCGCUUGCAUGGGGUCAGUUGGGAAAAUUUACUUUUGUUAGAAAGAAAGACUGUUGAUCUCCAACAUGCCCAACUUCCAAAAGCUUCUAAAAUUACUAUAGGACAAGGGCAUGUGAUAUCACUGAAUGAGGACGAGCAAACCAUUCUGAAAUUGACACCAGACUUUGGCUUCAUGGAUGCUGGUCUUGAAAUUUCAGGAGAUCCCAAUUUCUUAGGUGUAUCACAUUAUGAUGGGAGUUUACUAGUUUUAAUCGAAAAUCCUGAGAAGAGAGGCUGUCUUAAACAAGUUAUUCAGGUCGAUUUAGAAACGUCCCAACCAAAAGUGUUACCUAUAAAAGGCAAUGGAUAUCCAAAAGCAGUGCACGGUUGCUAUAGAAGCUAUGUUGAUAAGAGAUUCCUAUAUCAUACAUACUAUCAGUAA